UGGAAAACAGAUUUCAAGUCAUAAAAUCAGCUAGGAGCUGGCCGAGGCAGGGAGAGCUCUCUGCUCAGAGAAGGAGCUGGGGUCUUCUUCCACCCUGUCUUCUCCUCCUGACUGCAUGGCCUCGGGAGGUAGGAUGCAGGAGUUGCGUCUGCUGUGCUGGGUGGUCCUCGUGGGCCUGGUGCAAGCCUGUCCCGAGCCCUGCGACUGUGGGGAGAAGUAUGGCUUCCAGAUCGCUGACUGUGCCUACCGUGACCUGGAGGCCGUGCCACCCGGCUUCCCCGCCAACGUGACCACGUUGAGCCUAUCGGCCAACCGGCUGCCGAGCUUACCAGAGGGCGCCUUCAGGGAGGUGCUCCUGCUGCAGUCGCUGUGGCUGGCACACAACGAGAUCCGCACGGUGGCCGCCGGCGCCCUGGCCCCACUGGGCCAACUCAAGAGCCUGGACCUCAGCCACAACCUCAUCUCUGACUUUGCCUGGAGCGACCUGCACAACCUCAGCGCCCUCCAGUUGCUCAAGAUGGACAGCAACGAGCUGACCUUCAUCCCCCGCGACGCCUUCCGCAGCCUUCGUGCCCUGCGCUCCCUGCAGCUCAAUCACAACCGCCUGCACACGCUGGUGGAGGGCACCUUCGCACCGCUCACCGCACUGUCCCACCUGCAGAUCAACGAUAACCCCUUUGACUGUACCUGCGGCAUCGUGUGGUUCAAGACGUGGGCCCUGACCACUGCUGUGUCCAUCCCGGAGCAGGAUAACAUCACCUGCACUUCGCCCCACGUGCUCAAGGGCACACGGCUGAACCGCCUGCUGCCGCUGCCUUGCUCCGCACCCUCGGUUCAGCUCACCUACCAGCCCAGCCAGGAUGGUGCCGAGCUGCGGCCUGGCUUCGUGCUGGCGCUCCACUGCGAUGUGGACGGGCAGCCGGCCCCCCAGCUUCACUGGCACAUCCAGACGCCUGGUGGCACCGUGGAGAUCGCCAGCCCCAACGUGGGUGCCGAUGGGCGUGCGCUGCCUGGUGCCCUGACAGCCGGCAACCGGCUGCGCUUCCAGGCCUUUGCCAAUGGCAGCCUGCUCAUCCCUGACUUUGGCAAGCUGGAGGAGGGCACCUACAGCUGCCUGGCCACCAACGAGCUGGGCAGUGCAGAGAGCUCGGUGAAUGUGGCACUGGCUACACCAGGCGAGGGUGGUGAGGAUGCACUGGGGCGCAGGUUCCAUGGCAAAGCGGCUGAGGGUAAGGGCUGCUACACGGUUGACAACGAGGUGCAGCCAUCGGGUCCUGAGGACAACGUUGUCAUCAUCUACCUCAGCCGCACUGGGGGCCCCGAGGCUGCAGCCGCAGGAGAAGGCAUCUCUGGGCGGCAGCCCCUAGGCCCGCUCCUGCUGGGCCAGAGCCUCCUCCUCCUCUUCCUCACUUCCUUCUAGCCCCACCCCACCAGGGCGGGGCUGGGGCGGCACAAAUCCUCCUCACUCCUCCCCCUAACUCUGAGGCCGUCCCUUAUAAGGGAUGUAGGGGCCUGGGGUUGGCAACUGCUGAGGCCUGCAUGGAGGACUUCCCAUCCGCCUACCUCCCCCUCUCAUCCCUUCUGGAACACUCACCACCCCGACUUCUAGACUUGCUCAAAGCUAGUGACUAGGACAGAAUUUGAUCCCAUAACUCACCGUCUACGGUGCUAAUUGCUGCUAACCACGUGGCCCGUGCUCCCCUCUCAGGGCGGCAUGCUGACUGGGCGUUGCCCUGAACACCUGGGGGAAUCCUCACUGGUGGAAUUCCAGGCACUGGAACUGACAAGCUGGCGAAGGCUUGGGGUCGGGAGUCGGGGCUUGGGGCUCGGUAGGGAGGUACCCUGAAGCAGGCAGGGCACGGGAGAAACAAUAGGAUGCAGAGGAAGUGGCUGGUGUGGCUCUGAGGCUCUAGGUGACCUGGUUGAGCUCCUGCUGACCGUAGGUGUUUUCUGACUUGGGGGCUUGAGAGUCUCCGCCCUCAUCUCAAAUAGGACUGGAGGGAGGAUCCAGGAUGGCCUUCAUCUCCUCUCACCCUUCCUCCCUCAGCCUGUGCUCCUCCAUCCUGGACACCUGCCCUGCCUUUCUCUCCAGGUCUGCAGCCACAGCCUGCCCCUCCGGAGAGGCCAGCCAGCCUGGGGGCGGCAGAGAAAUAAACAGCAUUUCUGAUGC
This is a messenger RNA of Camelus dromedarius (Arabian camel), 2170 nucleotides long. RefSeq names its product immunoglobulin superfamily containing leucine rich repeat (gene ISLR). Gene Ontology annotation, molecular function: protein binding. The coding region runs from base 116 to 1420 and encodes 434 amino acids. The record is from RefSeq and is a predicted model, not a curated record. The transcript is spliced from 2 exons. Lineage: Eukaryota; Metazoa; Chordata; Mammalia; Artiodactyla; Camelidae.